AUGGGCCGCACUGUACUGAUGGUGGCAGAGAAGCCUUCCCUUGCGGAGAGCAUUGCUUUUCAUCUCUCCAAAGGACAGGCGGCAAAGCGGCCACGUGCGUUGCCCGUGUAUGAGUAUUCAGGCUAUUUUUUCAAUGCUCCUGCUCAUUUCAAGGUGACCAGCACAACUGGCCACAUUUUCUCCUGUGACUUCACUCCACAGCACCAGAGCUGGGAUCGCACAGAUGAAGAGGUUCUCUUUAGCGCCCCUGUUGUCUGGAAGGAUGAGACGGGCAAAGUCAGUCGGCACCUUGCACAUGAGGCGGAGGGCUGUGAUACGCUUGUCCUUUGGCUCGACUGCGACCGCGAGGGGGAAAACAUCUGCUUUGAAGUGAUGCAGGUGGUUCGACGAAACAUUCAUGAUAUGCGGGAUAUUUGGCGCGCCAAGUUCUCUGCCAUCACAUGCGAAGAGAUUACUCAUGCCUUUGCACACUUGGGCAAGCCCGAUAAGAACGCUUCCGACGCCGUCACUUGCAGGCAGGAGUUGGACCUGAAGGUGGGCGUCGCCUUCACGCGGUACCAGACGAAGUACUUCCAAGGCAAAUAUGGGGAUCUGGAUGCUAGUGUGGUCAGCUACGGUCCCUGUCAGACGCCAACGCUAGCGUUUUGUGUUCAGAGGCAUGAUGAGAUAUUGAACUUUAAGCCAGAGAACUAUUGGAAAUUGGUGCCCGUUUCAAAUCGAUUUGGAACGUUACUCACAUUUGACUGGGUUCGAGGACGUGUCUUUGAUGAGCUAAUAGCACGUUUGCUGCAUCAAAAGGUGUCAGGUUAUAGAUCGGCGAAGGUGGUGGACGUCUCAGUGGGUGUUGACACACGAGCGAGGCCUACCGCCCUCAACACCGUGGAGCUGAUGAAAGUUGCGAGCAAAGCCCUCGGGAUGGGCCCGCAUCACGCCAUGCAGGUUGCGGAGAAUUUGUACAUUGGGGGUUACAUUUCAUAUCCCCGCACCGAAUCCACGGCGUACCCGUCGUCAUUUAACUUUAUGAGUGCCCUCACCGCACAGGAGCAAAGUCCACAAUGGGGUACGUAUGUUCAGGAGCUACUUGCGCGUGGACACACACGACCCAAGGCAGGCAAAGAUGCGGGCGAUCACCCUCCCAUUACGCCCAUGCGUUUGGCAACUCCUGGGGACUUGUCCGGUGAUUCAUGGCGGUUGUAUGAGUACAUUGCACGCCAUUUCAUUGCCACACUUUCACCUGAUUGUAAAAUGACCCGAACAAAGCUUUUGCUUGAAAUUGGUGGGGAGUUGUUUAGCUUUACUGGCAAGGUAGUGGAUGACCCGGGAUUUACGACAAUUCUUCCCCAUUUUGCUGUGAAGGACGAUAAGGUUCCAGCAAAUAUUCAGAUUGGGAGUGAUUUUCCCAUCUCUGAUGUUCGAUUACAGGCGUGUCAAACACAAGCUCCAGGAUACCUGACCGAGGCAGACCUCAUUGGACUUAUGGAGAAAAACGGCAUUGGCACAGAUGCAUCCAUCUCACAGCACGUAAAUAAUAUUGUUGAGCGUGGUUACUGUGCAGUAAAGCCAGGUCGUAUCAUGGAACCAACAAAACUUGGGGUAGUGUUAAUACAUGGAAUCAAAAGCAUUGAUCCGGAAUUGGUGUUGCCGUUAGUUCGAAGCAAGGUGGAGGAAUAUGUAACAUGCAUUGCCGAAGGUGCUGCUUCGCUGGAUGAGGUGCUUUCCUAUUCACUGGACCUUUUUUUUGGCAAGUUUCGAUUUUUUAAACAAAACAUUGAACGAUUUGAUGCCCUUAUGGGAGCCUCCUUUUCAUCUCUUGCCGCAUCAGGGAAACCCAUUACUCGCUGCGGAAACUGUAUGCGAUAUCUGAAGCACCUGGAGGCCCGACCGCAACGGUUGUAUUGCCCCUACUGUGAGGUUACCUACACGUUGCCUCAGGCAGGAACCAUAAAACAAUACUCCAGCUUCAAAUGUCCAUUAGACAACUUUGAGCUCGUCAUUUGUCAUGUGGAUGGGGGAAAGUCGUUCCCAAUAUGUCCAAACUGCUAUAAUAAUCCGCCAUUUGAAGACCUACAAAAAAAAGAAGGACGACAAUAUAUGGCGUGUGAUGAGUGUCGUCAUCCAUCAUGCUAUCAUUCGCUUGCUACGAACUAUGUGGCCGACUGUGUCGAUGAACGGUGUGAUGGUUGCAUGGCAUUUGUACCGCGUACUUCAGGAAAGUGGAAGGUCUGCUGCAAUCACUGCACCAUGAUGAUUCUGCUUCCUCCCACGGCUCAGCGUGUAUAUGUAAGCUCGGAGGAAUGUGACGAGUGUGGCGCCAUGAUGAUGGAUUUACAGUUUCCGGAAGGAAAAUCACCGCUUCCAAAUCGCAAAGAUCGCAUUGUGGCAUGCGUGUUCUGCGAUCCUGCCCUAAAUUCGAACGUGUCAGAGGUCCGGGGGCGCUUGGGCAACUUUAGCCGAUGUGGAGGUGGUGGUGGUGCACGUGGUCGCGGUCGCGGUAGAGGACGAGGACGAGGACGCGGUCGCGGUAGAGGUCGUGGUGGGAGCAGUGGUUGCCAUUGA
This is a messenger RNA of Trypanosoma rangeli, 2556 nucleotides long. RefSeq names its product DNA topoisomerase 3-beta-1 isoform X1. The record is from RefSeq and is a predicted model, not a curated record. Gene Ontology annotation, biological process: DNA topological change. Gene Ontology annotation, cellular component: nucleus. Lineage: Eukaryota; Euglenozoa; Kinetoplastea; Trypanosomatida; Trypanosomatidae. The transcript has a single exon. Gene Ontology annotation, molecular function: DNA topoisomerase type I (single strand cut, ATP-independent) activity; DNA binding. The coding region runs from base 1 to 2556 and encodes 851 amino acids.